Molecule: messenger RNA, 3250 nt
Organism: Anopheles stephensi (Asian malaria mosquito)
Lineage: Eukaryota; Metazoa; Arthropoda; Insecta; Diptera; Culicidae
Gene: Bacc
Product: bacchus
Exons: 3
Coding region: 461-775 (104 amino acids)
Source: RefSeq, a predicted model, not a curated record
AUCACAGUCGAAUUUUAACGGUCAGUGCGUAAGCAUCGGUGGUUUGCGAGUCUCAUCGAGGCAACGAACGAAGAAGCAAGAAAAAAACGAGCCCCCGUACCAGCUGUACACUGCGCACAGGCGAAAAAGAGACAGACCAACAUCAGUCGAGUGCCGGAAGAGAGCGCCGAGUUGCGAGUGACAAGUGGUGAGAGCAGGACGGCAACAGCCAGGAACGCACAUCAUUCCGCGUGCAGCCAAGGGACUCCUUGACAGCGGACUCCUUGUCAGUUUGCAAGCGCCAGUGAACCCGAUCAGACAUCGCAGAGCGAAAAACCGUCGCCCGCAGUCAGCAGCAGCGCCCUCCGGUCGAGAGUCAGAAGUAUCAGAAAGGAAAUUCUGUCCUCAACAGAGACAAGAAAGAAGGAAAAAAAGAAUCAACGCAUCUGUUACCCCGGCCAAAUACCAAAACCAAGCAAAAAUGAGUUCCGCAGACAAAAACAGUGAAGUUGAGGUGGAGAAUGUUGCCGCCGCGGAGGAGAAGGCAGAAACCAAGGAGGUGAAAGGAGUCAAGCGGCCCGCCGACGAGAAAACCGCCGAAACGAAAAAAGUAAAGAAGGACGAAAAUGGUGCUGGUGAGGAAGAGGAAGAAGUGGAAGAUGAAGGAGAGGAACUAGAGGGUGAGGAUGAAGAAUAUGACCUUCCAUACGGUGAUGAGGAAGACAUUGAGGCAGAAGAUGAGGAAGAGGAGGAGGGUGAUGAUGCCGAGUGUGAGGAAGAGGAAGAGGACGCGUAAUGAACGAAAGUGCAUAAGUGAGAGUGAGACUAACAAAAAACAAAAAAAAAAACAAAAUAACUCUAGUAAUAGGUGAUUUAUUAUUUUGAAUUUGCGUUAGUGGAAGUGGAGAAGCUGCAAGGAAGAAGUAUAUGCAUCGAUGAAAACGAUUGUAAAGUUUGUUUGUGUAUAUAUUUUAUAAAAAAUGAAGCAGAGGAAAACCUACAAAAAACGCGAACUCACCCACACAUACACAUUACAACAAGGACGACACUGACAGAGCUGAUGGAGAGAGCGGGAGCAGCAAAUAGACGACAGGAAGCGUAAGAAAUAUAACAAAAAAACAAUAGUACGCGAGAAGCUUCCCACCAACAUCAACACCACCAACCUUGCUGUGGUUGUUGUGCACACACAUACACACGCAGAACAGCGAGAGUGCGAGAUAGAGAAAGAGAACGCAUUACAUUUCAUCCCCUCACUACUUACACAAAUCAAUAGAGAAGUCAAAUCGAAAAUCUCGUUUGUGCGACAAAUGCAUGAUGAAGUGUGUGUAAGUGUGUGUGCUCGCACACAUACACCUUCCGGAAAUCCUCAACCUCUCCUACAUCACCAACGGCCGGCGGUGGCGGGUUUCACUACGUCUCCAGGAAAAGGAUUCGCGCGUAGCAAAAAAUUGGCAACACGCCGACGCAGGAAGAUACGCACGGCCGCAACCACUACCAAGAAAAAAAGAAAAGGAGAAAGUGUAUGCCUUUUCUAGCAUAUACACACACACACACACAGCUGAAGUCACAGACGCGCGCUCCGUUUGGCAGAAUGUGUGAUGCGGGCAUAACAGCAUAACAACGACGAGAGGAUAUAUGGGAAACGAGAGCAAAGAGCAUCUUAAGAUUAUCAACGUUCGCAGCAGUUUGUUAGUCUCUAAGCAAUCCAAGCAACCACCUACCCACAAAUCGCGCAGGUCCCACGCAUUCAAUCGAGAAGAGGAGGUCGCAUCGGCUCAUGCUCCGCUUGGGCCGGCUGUUGAGAUCAAGUCUUGAGGAUGGCCAAGGCCCAUCCACGAUCUUCUCGGGAGUAGAGUGUAGUGUAGUGGUGCAGAGCGUUAGGAUGGAAGGGUAGAGGUACAACAUAUUAGUCAUUAAAGAAAUGGGUCAAAACAAUACAUUUAAACAUUGCAUAGGAGAUAUUGCUGAAAGGCCGUUUACGUCGCGCCUUCGCUGGUGUGGGGUACAAGCGUAAGCGCGCUGCUCGUGCGUAGCUGUAUGUAUGUACAGUGAGGGGCAAGACAGAAAACAUAAAAGAACAGCAUUACUAUUAUGAGAUAUAUCCACACAACAAAACAAAAACAGAAAACAAACAAAUGAAGCAAGUUGUUGAAAUGAGCGCAGGAAAAGGAAAGGCUCCAGAGAAGAGUAGACGGCGACGGCGUGAGACUUGUGAUGGAUCUCAUCUCAAUUUAGAUUCGCGUGUGUGUAUCGCUGUCAAAUCGGACAGCAGGGCAGGUAGGGGACGAGGGGUGAAGAGUACAACAGGUGAGUUCUCGCUCACCUACCCAAAACUCCAGUUCUCGCCAGUGUCUAUAUCCCCCUUGCACACGCAUCCUAAGGAAAACCAAGGUACCGUGACUAAAAUUCGACUGUACUUCGGGGGACGCAGUGACAGCGAUGGCGAGUUUAAUAUGAUAAUAAAACGGACUCUCAGACUGAUACAGAACCUGGACGUGUUGAAGCGAACGCGCGUGUGUACGAGAAACAGGACUGACGAACGGACGGACAACACCGACCGGACUAGACUCGACCACUGGACAAUCAGACGAUGGAGAAAGGUAAACAAACGAAAAAGCAGACGUUAUAAUUGCAAAUAGGAGAAAGUACAUAGCAAGGAAGUAGUAGUUCAUGUAAACACAAUAAACCGGAAACAGAGAGAAGGUCGCAUUGAGCAACAACACAAAACAGUUAUUAACCGGAAAGAGAAGGAAAGGGCCAGAAGAAGUCAUUAAAUGUGGAGUCACACCAACACGCGUGUGCAUUAGGCUUGCAUUUCCUUCGUAAGGAGAAUGUGUUUUGUCUUCUUCUUUUCGGUUACACUGCGUAGGUUUCUAUUCAUUGGGUUUUUGUUUGUUUCCUAAUCGAUGAUAGCCGCCAGAAGACAAAAACAAACCAACAUUAGAAAUGCAAAACAAUGUAAUUUUCCAACAAUGAAAAGUGAGCGUGGUGCAACGUUUAUCUGCAAAAUGGGGAAGUGUCGUAGGCACUUCCUUUUCCGGUCACAAAAGCUCAUAAACAGCUCACAUACACAGACUCCCAAGCAAAAUCAACAAACACACAAAAAAACAAGUACGAAAGGAUUAUACCCCUCCAGAACUAUCUUUUAAUUAAAAAUGUUUUCGGACAGAAAAUACUAUAUGAUUAUGGUAACGUUUAAGGUCGUUCGUGGCGAAAUUCGUCAUGAGAGAUGCGAAAAAUAAAGAAAAACAAAAACCACUGACACACAUGA